AUGUGGGCACUAGAGCAACAUCUGGAGGAGGAGAGAAAACAAGGAAAAAGAGCGUGUCAGAGGCCGAUGGAGGAGCAGAUGCAUGCAAUACAGGGCUUUGUCAAGAGCUUUCAACCAUGUAGCAGCCCUACAACUCUGCCUCCACCUUCACAUCAAUGGUAAGCUUUUAAUUACUAUGGCAUUUAAUUAAAAGGGUCCGACCAUAGCAGCACAAUUAUUAUAGCCUUUAAGUUUUAGGAGCUUGUGUUGAUUUUGAUAUGGCUUUCCAAUGAUUACAAAAAUUGUUAGUGUAAAAAUAUCAGUUCUAUAUUGGUUUUUCACCAC
Messenger RNA from Ilex paraguariensis (yerba mate), 324 nucleotides. NCBI's taxonomy places the organism in Eukaryota, Viridiplantae, Streptophyta, Magnoliopsida, Aquifoliales, Aquifoliaceae. The record is from the annotation of a GenBank genome assembly.